CACACACACACACACACACACACACACACACACACACACACGCACACACACACACGUUCAAAAAUAGAACCUUAAAGAGCACAUUUAUGUUUUUUGAAGUCCACAAACACACACACACAUAUAAAGAAACCCACUUCUGGUCUGUGUACUUGUACACACACAGUACACACAGCAGGACCUCGGUGGUCCGUCCUAUAGGAGCAACGGGCCAGUGGGCGGAGCCGACCCGUCCAGCACAGACGCUAUUAUUGGCCGUUUCAUUGUGGUUUGAACGCCGGGCGAGUCUGAGGAAUGUGUGUUGGUAUGUGUGUGUGUUUGUUCCAGAGAGGAGAACUUAGUUGAUGCAUAUGUGCGUGUGUGUGUGUGUGUGUGUGUGUGUGUGUGUGUGUGUGUGUGUGUACGCCACAUGUGUGGACUUUUCCUUCUGUAUAAUCACAGAUGUAGCGGUGGAUGAAUACACUUCUACUAAUUCAAAUCUAUAUAAAGCAUUUGUUGAAGGGCUGCAGUAUGUUAGAAGUUUGUGGGAAAUUUAAGAAAAUGUAAAAGUUAGAUUGCAAAAGUAGAGGAUCCCAGUUGGUUCCCUGUGGAACCCCUUUUUAUAAAGGACCUUUGGGUUUUAACGCAAUCUUUUACAAAGUAAAGCGUCUUGGUAGAGUUGUUCUGAUGCUGAUACAAGUAUCAGAAAUACCUCCGAUUCAGCCUAAAAUACUGGAUCAGGUAUCCUCGAGUACGUAUCUGAUAUCACGUCAUCACGUAGGCUAGGUUAACGUAGAUCAAAGGUUCUUUAAGGUUCUAUCUGUGUCUCCUGCAGGUCUUCCACCCACUUCAAGGUGAAGGCUCAGGUCCGAGUGUGUGAGAUGUGGACGGCCGGCUGCAUGGACGAGGUGUGUGAGGGCAGCACCAACCCGGAGAGGAGCUUCGUCAUGGGCUGGCCCACCUGCAACUGUGUGGCCACCUUCAGCUCUGAGGAGCACAAGGACAAGUGGUUGGCACUCAUCAAAAGUCGGAUAGUUGCGGGCAAAGAGAAGGACGACCCCAAGACCGUCCCUCUGAAGAUAUUUGCAAAGGAUAUUGGAAAUUGUGCAUACGCCAAGACGCUCGCGGUCAACAACACUGACAGCACCACUGAUGUCAUCCGCAUGGCUCUGCUGCAGUUCGGCAUAUCGGGCUGCGUUAACGACCACCGGCUGUGGGUGAACUCCAGUAAGGACGACCCUCCGUACCCUCUCAUCGGCCACGAGUUCCCCUUCAGCAUUAAGAUGAGCCACAUUCGGGACGGUGGGAGCUCCGCUGGCGGAGGACCAGGGUGGGAUCCGACGAGUCCCACGGACUGUCCAGGGGCGCUGCUGCUGGACCAGUGUCUCCCUCCAGACACCCAGUGCCAGUUCAUCCUCAAGCCCAGCAAGGUCUCCCCGGGACAGGCUCCGCUCUCAGGUGAGACAGCCGGUCUGGAGGGUCCGUUCUGGGGGGUUCGACCCCUUUCUUUAAUGAGGUCACAUCAACAGUUCAGUAAUUAAAGGGACACAGAAGCAAACACUGAUGACACCAGAAGUUUGCUUUUUUUUACCCGUCGUAGCAUAACACGUGGCCGUCAUGCAGUUAUUUCUGUUUCUUUUAGUGUGAAUAAAAAAGCAUGUUCUUGCAAAAGUUGCAAAACAAAUUAGUAAACGUGCUUUCAAACCAAACAAGCCUAACCUCAGGUCCUCAGGUCCUAUUAAAGGUUCAGCGUUCUGGGUUUACAGUCAACACGCAGCAGUUAAAGUAUGUGUUGUGAAAAAUAUGAGUUUCUUUCCAUCAACAUGUCAGUUGAGGUUUUUUUAAGUCGAGUGUCGAGAAUCCGUCCGUGAAUCUCAUUCUUUAUGAAACCACGAGAGGACAUAUGAGGAUGCAGAAGUAGCAAUGCGGGACGGAAUCUCUGUGUUGAUGCUCGUCGUGAGGAUGAGUCAGCAGGUGAGGAGGAAUCAGAGUCAAGGAGAACGGUGGGAAAGCAGUUAGCGGACGAGGGGUCACAGCGGGGGGGUCACGAGAGACGCAGAGUCGGAAUAAGAAAAACAGCAGACGGACAAAGAGGAAGAAACCCCAGAAGAGACGGACGAGAGAGAGAGGAGGAAGACGGAAAGUGAAAAGUGAUGACACAGCUAUUGAGAAAGUCUGAAGGCCAGCGGAGGUGAAGGAAAGA
This is a messenger RNA of Anarrhichthys ocellatus (wolf-eel), 2179 nucleotides long. Its product is annotated as rho GTPase-activating protein 20-like. NCBI's taxonomy places the organism in Eukaryota, Metazoa, Chordata, Actinopteri, Perciformes, Anarhichadidae. The transcript has 6 exons. Gene Ontology annotation, biological process: signal transduction. The record is from RefSeq and is a predicted model, not a curated record. Gene Ontology annotation, molecular function: GTPase activator activity. Bases 858 to 1517 code for a protein of 219 amino acids.